Molecule: messenger RNA, 894 nt
Organism: Echinostoma caproni
Lineage: Eukaryota; Metazoa; Platyhelminthes; Trematoda; Plagiorchiida; Echinostomatidae
Source: the annotation of a GenBank genome assembly
AUGGCAGAGAAAAUAAAAGUGCCCACCGGUCUACGGGAGUUGCUACAGGAGUUCACUGUGAGCGUUUUGCGUGAACAGCCCAAGGAUCUGGUUCAAGCCGCUAUUGAAUUUUUCACCAUGAAGAAAAAUGCAGCUGACAAUCGACCACGAAAACAAGGGGAUAGUGAUGAAGAUGAGGAUGAUGAACCGAUGCCUCCACCACCGCGAAAUGUGGGUCGCCGGGCCGGUGUGGCAGCAGAGAGCUACGACCCGGAGAAAGACGAUGAGAGUUCUAACAUCAAAGUUGUGCACCCGAAAACCGAGGCUCAACGUCAGCGUUUAACUCAAGCCACUAAGGACAUUUUAUUGUUCCGUUGUUUGGACGAUGACCAGAUGAAGGAUGUUAUUGAUGCCAUGUUUGAACGACGUGUUUCCCCUGGUGAUAAAGUGAUCACAUUGGGUGAGGAUGGUGACAACUUUUACGUGAUUGAAAGUGGGGUCUAUGAUAUUAUUGUGAAGAUUCAAGGUGAAGAGAAGACAGUCGGCAAGUAUGAUAACAAGGGCUCAUUUGGUGAACUCGCUCUGAUGUACAACACUCCCAGAGCAGCCACUAUUUUGGCUGUUUUGUGGGCCAUGACACGCGAAGUGUUCCGCAGUAUUGUGCUUAAAAAGGCGUUUGAGAAACGUCGCAUGUACGAAGAGUUGCUGAAUCAAGUUCCGAUCUUGGAAAGCCUUAGCGCGUAUGAACGAAUGAGUAUUGCGGACGCGCUGAAAACUCGAAUUUACGAGGACGGAGCACAAAUUCUCAAACAAGGCGAUCCGGGAGACGAGAUGUUCUUUGUUGAGGACGGUGAAGUGUGUAUUAAAAUGAAACGAGUGGGUGAAACAGAAGAGAAAGAAGUGACGAGGAUAGAG